GCAUGAAUAAACGCCAUGGGAGCUUAGCUUAGUUGAACAAACGAUGUUGGCCACAUACCUUAUACUAUUCGUACUUAUCUCCCUUGUUUUGGGCGAAAUACUUGUAUACUUUGGGAUUUGCUUCCAGACCCAAUUUCAAGAACCAUUUCUUCUAGCUUUGUCUCGCGGAAACAACAGUUUGAUCGUAUGGAUACGGAUAUUGAUGUUCGCCAUUUUCGUGUAUUGGGUAUACACCAGUAUUUCCAUUUUAUGUAGCUGGAGGAUUUUUCACGGACCCAUCGAUUGGAGUGAUGGGGUUGCUCUCAAUUUACUAAUUCUACAAUCUUCUCUCAUGGGAUUUUCACUAUUUGCAUGGAUGGUGUUGGACAAAUUGCACCCUGUAAUAAUGGAGAACAUCUCUAUUAGGAAGAUUAUCAAGGCUGAAAGAAAAAUACUUCAGGAAAGGAAAUUGCAUAUGGAGGGUCAUUGUAGAGUUUUACAGGGGAAGGUUGCAGAUUUGACAGCUAAAAUGAAGAAACUGAAAAUGGAUUAUCAGAUGAAAGCUAAUAAGGCUCGAGCUGAAGGAGCUAUCGUGUUAGAAUUAAAGAACAACUUUGAAGAAUUCCGUCUCAAAUAUGAUCGUUUAUUUGAUUACAAUCAGACACUUCGGAACCAGUUGCAGUCAAUAAGCCACGAGGUCCAGAAAAUUGACGAGUCAAAUGAAUGGUCUAAUUUGAAAACCAAGCUUGGGUUCCCAACAGUUGAAAAUAAUGGAAAAUGUGUAGAUUUUGAGAAUGUAUCGGAAACAGCAACAAAAUAUGGUGAGUACCCUUUCUCUGCCACUCCUUCAUCAUCCUCGCCCAGACACCGAAGACCAAUUUAUCAGUGUUGAGGACAACUAACACUUGCUUCCACUGGAAGAUGCGUUUUUCUUGUAAGUAUAACUAAUGUAAAUUAUCAAAGAGAACUGAUGACUGAAAGUUGGAUGUGCAGAGACUUGAGCUUUAAUUUCCU
Messenger RNA from Solanum verrucosum, 993 nucleotides. RefSeq lists its product as uncharacterized. Gene Ontology annotation, cellular component: endoplasmic reticulum membrane; endoplasmic reticulum. The record is from RefSeq and is a predicted model, not a curated record. Bases 44 to 871 code for a protein of 275 amino acids. Gene Ontology annotation, biological process: endoplasmic reticulum to Golgi vesicle-mediated transport; intracellular protein transport. Lineage: Eukaryota; Viridiplantae; Streptophyta; Magnoliopsida; Solanales; Solanaceae. The transcript is spliced from 2 exons.